CCAUUCAUAUUUUUGGGACUGUGUAAAGAGGUGUAUAAUGGCUCCAUUCAGUUUAAUGUCAGUCGGUGCUAAUGUUUUGCUAAAGUCUGUUGGUCUUUUCUCGUAUGCAUCUGUUGUGAGGUGUUCGUGUGUCGUUCCAGUAAUAAAAAGUUUUAGCACUUCGACCGGAGUUGCACCCAAAAGACCCCUCACAGCUUACAUGAAAUAUGUACAAGAGACGCAGCCCAUCAUCGUCAAACAACACCCAGGAGUAAAAAAUGUGGAUAUCGUCCGAAAGAUAGCGCAGCAGUGGCGAGCUCUCACUCCUGAACAGAAGCAGCCGUUUCAGGAUGCGUCUUUGGUAGCUAGAGAGCAAUACAAACUUGAUCUGGAGAAAUACAAAGCUCAGCUCAGUCCUGCACAAUCUGCUGCUAUUGCAGAGGAGAGAAAACAGAAGCUCGCCAAAAGGAAAGCCAUCAGGAAAAAGAAGGAGCUCAAUACUUUGGGCAAACCCAAACGACCCAGGAGUGCGUUCAACAUCUUCAUGGCGGAGCACUUUGAGGAAGCACGAGGAGAUAAUACUCAGGCGAAGUUGAAAUCACUGACAGAUGACUGGCAGAGGCUCAGUGUCACACAAAAACAAAUUUACACACAGUUGGCAGAAGAUGAUAAAGUCCGUUACAAAAACGAAAUCAAAUCGUGGGAAGAGCACAUGACGGAGAUUGGAAGAGAAGAUCUCGUUCGGCGAAAAGAGAGGAGAUCCGUGAAGGCGACAGCCGCGAAGGACGCAAAGAAAUCCAAAGUCACAGUGUUAAAGAAAAAAGCCAUAAAAAAGAAAGCCUCUGAUUCAGAAACAGCUGUGAAAAAGACUGUGAAGAGCAGUAAGAAGUGAGAUGAUGUUUGCUGUAUAAAGGCCAGUACCGUCCUGAAUAAAGACUCUGCUUUCUA
Molecule: messenger RNA, 927 nt
Organism: Misgurnus anguillicaudatus (oriental weatherfish)
Lineage: Eukaryota; Metazoa; Chordata; Actinopteri; Cypriniformes; Cobitidae
Source: RefSeq, a predicted model, not a curated record